Messenger RNA from Caenorhabditis elegans, 3759 nucleotides. RefSeq names its product RCK N-terminal domain-containing protein (gene slo-2). Lineage: Eukaryota; Metazoa; Nematoda; Chromadorea; Rhabditida; Rhabditidae. Gene Ontology annotation, biological process: potassium ion transport. The record is from RefSeq and is marked reviewed. Bases 308 to 3667 code for a protein of 1119 amino acids. Gene Ontology annotation, cellular component: plasma membrane; membrane. The transcript is spliced from 19 exons.
AUGUCCAAAACUAUAUCACUUUUUGUUUGCAUUUUUCCUCUUUACCUGUGGAUUCUAAACCGCCUUGCAUCGUGCAUUGUGCAAAUAAAAGGCAAUGAAAGACGUUAUGGGCUGUUUAUCUAAGUUUUGAUUUUCAUUCAAUGAAAAUUGGCUAAAUUUCUGACUGCUACUUUACUCUAUUCUUUGAAUCUGAUUUCCCACGAGUUCGCUGUCUCAAAUGUCUUCAAAUCACUUUGCUCAUUUUCUUUACGAGUGACUCACUUGACGUGUCUUAUCGAAUCAAUACAAUUGAUUACGCGUUGCAAAAAUGUCGGACGACACAAAUAACAGAACUGACCGAUGCACCAUGAAGCAUCGAGAGCGGCGAGUUGAUAGUUGUCAUUCAUUGCCAUCCGAUUAUAGAAUACCAAAUAAACAUGUUGCUCGGAUGCAGUAUGGCGAAAAAAAGAACAUCAAGCACAAACUUCAGCAAUGGUUCAUAGAAAACCCCAGUAUCAGUGCUCGAAUAAGAUCCUGCAAUGUGUUGAUCAAACUAUUAACAUGUAUAUUAUAUUGUAUUCGUGUCGUCAAUGACGAAAGAUCAUAUCCUGAUGACUUUCCAUUUUCGGAAGAAGAAGCUGGAAAACAAGAUGUCACACUUUAUAAAUACUUACUAUGGGUAGACUUCGAUUUCAAAAUUUGGUUUCUACAAACAAUGUUUGCUUGCAUUAGUAUGGUUUACACUAUUUUGGUGUUUUAUCUCAGUUAUUCGGGAAGUGUAGUUAGACUGCUCAUCAAUAUUCAUUUCUUACUGGAACUCAUCACAAGUUUCCCAUUCAUAAUAUCGAUUUUUAUUCCCAGCUUAACCUACUUAUACGUUCCGGUGUUUCUCAACUGCUGGCUUGCCAAAGGUGCUCUUCAAGCUAUGAUGAACGAUCUCAAUAGAAAAUCUUUUAUAAGCUCCUCUGCUCUAUUUCGUCAACUUUUACUCUUGUUCUCAGUUCUGGCUUGCCUCAUUUUUACCGGAAUGUGUAGCAUUGAACAUUUGCAACGUGCUCGUGGAAAAAGAAUUGAUCUCUUCACAUCUUUCUACUUUGUAAUGGUCACAUUCUCUACAGUUGGCUAUGGUGACUGGUAUCCAGACUAUUGGGCUUCACAAUUAUGCGUUGUCAUUUUGAUUUGCGUUGCAUUGGGAUUGAUUCCAAAACAACUAGACGAACUGGGACAAACAUGGUCUGAACGUCAGAAAUCUGGAACUGACUUUAGUAGUUGGAAUGGAGUGGAAUCUCAUGUUGUUGUGACAAUCACUACUUUGGAAGUUGAAUUCAUUCGUGAUUUCUUGGAAGAAUUCUACGCCCACCCCGAAAACCAGAGAAUUCAAAUUGUUUUGUUGUCGCCAGCUGAAUUAGACAACCAGACACGAAUGCUUUUGAAAAUUCCUCUUUGGAAUAACCGGGUUCAUUACGUUCGUGGAAGCUCUUUAAGAGAUGAAGACUUGGAGAGAGCCAACGUAGCAACAUCAAAAGCUUGCUUCAUUUUGUCUGCAAGACAUGUCAACAGAAAAGUGGCCACAGAUGAACACACAAUUCUUCGGUCAUGGGCUAUUAAAGAUUUUGCUCCAAAUGUCAAGCAAUACGUGCAAAUAUUCAGAGCAGAAACCAAGAUGCAUAUUGAGCACGCAGAAGUCUUAAUUUGUGAGGAUGAAUUUAAAUACGCUCUACUUGCAAACAAUUGCAUCUGCCCGGGAAUUUCUACUUUCAUCACACUUUUAAUGCACACCUCUCGUGGAGAGGAAGGCCAGAAAUCUACCGAACCGUGGCACAAAGUCUAUGGAUUUCAUUCUGGAAACGAAAUGUACCAGAUUAAAGUUCAAGACAGCAAAUUUUUCUGUGAGUAUGUCGGAAAGUCAUUUAGCAGCACAAGUUUCCACGCGCAUAAAGAAUACGGAAUCGGUUUGAUUGCCGUUUCUCCGGAUGGGGACACUUCACGUAUGAAGUUAAACCCAGGAUCUUCUCACAUCAUUCAGCCAACUGAUACAGUUUAUUAUAUGGGAUUGACCAAUGAAGAGUCACUGACAGACUUUAGAAAAGGCAUCCGAAGCCAGCAAAAACGUGCAAAUGUUGCAUCAACUAUUGCAAAUAUUGGAACGGUAGCUGUAGAUGUACCAAGAUCUGACAAAACCGAGUUAGUUGGCAGAAAAAAGAAGAAGAGGAAGGAAAAGGCUGCAGAUGAGAUCCACUUAAUUGAAGUUGGAGAACAUGUUCAAUCUAGUCGUCGCCCGUCAAUUGCAAUGGUUACUGAGGGGAAAAUUGACAGCUCGUCCGAUUCUGAUCAAGAAGAGAUUUGCGACAAAUGCCGUGGACCUUGCAUACAACAUAAACUUCAGCGUACUUACCCACAAGUGAGAACAUACAUUGGAACAUCUAAUACUGUGUGCCACAUGAUGAAAGAGCGUCGGUCGCUUUGCUGUCUAAAGCUUGAUGAAAAAUGUGCUCAUAAAUCUGCUACUUCUGCGCAUGAGUACCAAUGGAGAAAUCGGCCAAUUAUUCUUGCGGCGGAUAGAACCAGCAGUGGCAUGUACAAUUUAGUUAUUCCUCUUCGAGCAUACUACAGACCAGUGCAUGAUUUACAUCCGAUCAUCAUUCUUUUGGAGUUGGAAGAGCAAGAUUCGUUGAAUGAUGCAUUUUUGGAUGCAAUCUCAUAUUUCCCAGAUGUUUAUUGGAUGAAGGGAAAAGUUGGAAAUUUGGAUUGCCUUCUCCGAGCUGGUGUAAGCAGUGCGGAGCAUGUGGUUGUUGUCAAGGAGACAGCUGUAAUGGCAGAGGAGCAUACUGCAGAUUGUAACACAAUUAUCACAGUUCAAAAGAUUCAUCGAAUGUUCCCAAGACUUCGAAUGAUCACUGAAUUGACGCAUGCGACAAACAUGCGAUUCGUGCAGUUCAAUCCACAUAAUGCUUAUUCAUUGGCUCAAUCCAGAUUUGAAAAAAAGGAACGAAAACGUGGCUCUCAUAUGCCGUUCAUGUUCCGACUACCAUUUGCACAAGGAGGUGUUUUUAGUGCUAACAUGCUGGAUAGAUUACUUUAUCAGGCUAUUAUCAAACCGUUUGUGGUUGAUCUAGUCAGACUUCUUCUUGGAAUUGAUCAACAUAGUGAUGGCGGAUAUUUAACUUCGUUUGUUAUCACAUCGGAUGACUUAUGGAUUCGGAAUUAUGGACGAUUGUAUCAAAAACUAUGCUCCUCUGUGGCUGAUAUUCCUAUCGGUAUUUUCAGAACCAAAAAGAUGGACACUAAGACGGUAUCCCUUGAUCUUCAAGAACAAUGCAAAGAUUUUGAAAACACUGAAAUGGGAAGAAACAAAGAUAUGUAUGAUCAUGUGAAAAAUCGAAUGAGACUUCUUAAUAUAAAAGACACUCAUACUUUCAAUUGGAAAUAUGCUAGCCGGUGCAGAUCAACAGUGCUCGAAGGAAGCGAUGAAAAGUCGCAAAUCUCAUAUGUCAUCAUCAAUCCUGCUCAAGAUUUGGAACUAGAGUCCGGAGAUAUUGUCUACGUAAUCAGAAGUCCAAUCCGGAAAGAUGCAACCAACGCAAGAAUUAACCCAAGAAGGGGUCUAAGACGCAGUAAAAAUGUUAGUGAAACCAUCGAUUCAACAAAUCAAGUCCCAACAAUUGUCAUUGAUGAGAAUAAUUUGUAAACUUGCGUUUUUUGUACAAUGCCCAACACAACGAAAAGUUGAAUUUGCUGGAAUAUUUGCUCGUGUUUUAAAAAUGAAUAUUUUUGUAAUUU